GGCCAGCUGUCAGCUAAGCACACCGACUCGCGUAGAGUCGCGUCGAGGAACGAAGUGUGUCGGCCAACAACGUUGGGGAGCAUCUUGUCUCGCAGCGUUACAUACUAGGCGCGUAUGAAUAUUGAGUCACGCCGCUGAUUUGGGUCUGCCAAGUUGGGAUUCAGAUAGAGUCGAUAGACAGCACAUGCUAUGCGUGGUGCUCUCUUACGUGCUCCGACAGCUGUCGGGUUCUUAAGACGCGCCCUAGUACGAGCCAAUUUACACACCACGUCCGUCCGAGCCAUGCCACCACGCACCCCAUGGACCCCCAACCGCUACCCCCCAUCUCGUCGCUCGGACCACGUUGACGUGUACAAGAGCGAGUCCAAGAGCGAGGUCCGCGUCGCCGACCCGUAUCAGUGGCUCGAGCAGCACUCCAAGGAGACUGAACAGUGGGUGGACGCCCAAGAAGCGUUCACGCGAGCCUACCUGGAUCAAAAUCCUGAGCGGCAGGGUCUAGAAGACGAGAUCAGGCAGAACGAGAAGUUUGCUAAGUUCUCCUCUCCCAGUUUGAAAUACGACAACCGCUGGUACUGGUCCUACAACUCCGGAUUGCAGGGCCAGAACGUGAUCUACCGUUCCACAAAUGAGAAGCUUCCAGACGUCAGCAGCGAUACGGGCCCAGGCGGCGAGGUAUUCUUCGACCCGAACCUUCUAACCACGGAUGGGACGGCAGCAAUAGCCGGCAGUGCUUUCGCUCGCUCAGGGGAACUUUGGGCGUAUGGUAUCUCGCGCUCGGGAAGUGACUUCUUCACGGUAUACGUCCGGCCGACGUCUGCACCCUUCGCACCGAAGGAGGGUUCAGACGCGCUUCCUAUACAUACGGAGGGUGCUCUGCCAGAUGAGAUUCGCUUCGUCAAGUUCUCGGCCAUCACGUGGACAGCGGACUCGAAAGGGUUCUUCUACCAGCGUUUCCCCACGAGAGAGUCUCAUGGAUCUGCAGACGAGGACAAGGCCGGAACGGAGACGGACGCCGACCAGAACGCGAUGUUGUACUACCAUCGCAUUGGUACUUCGCAAGCGGAGGAUGUUCUGGUGGUCAAAGACGACGCACAUCCAGAAUGGAUGUGGCAUGUAGACGUAUCAGAGCUAGACGGACGCUACUUGAUCCUUUCUGCUAGCCGCGACACUGCCAGGAAAAAUCUUGUGUGGAUAGCAGACCUCGAGAAAACCUCCAUUGAUCAGAACAUCAACUGGGACAAGCUCGUCGACGAUUUCGAUGCUGAGUUCAACUACAUCGCAAAUGACGGUACCAAAUUCUACCUGAUGACCAACAAGGAUGCACCCCAGUACAAGCUCGUCUCCGUGGACCUCGCUGACCCUCCAGAGAAGCGUGUCUUCCGCGACGUCAUCCCCGAGGAUAAGGGCGCACACCUCGAAGACGUGAUAGCGGUGAACCAAGACUUCUUCGUCGUCACGUACAAGCGCAGCGUGAUAGACGAGAUCUACGUGUACGACAAGUCGGGCAAGCAGCUUUCCCGAGUCGGUGCCGACUUCGUCGGGGCCGCGCGGGUCUCAACGAGGCGUGACCAUACGUGGUUCUUCGCGCAGCUGAUCGGCUUUACGAACCCCGGGAUCGUCGCGAAGUAUGACUUCACGGAGAAGGACGAGGCGAAGCGCUGGAGCGUGCACAGGAAGACCGUCGUCACGGGGCUGAACUCUGAUGACUUCGAGGCUAAGCAGGUCUGGUAUGAGAGCAAGGACGGUACGAAGGUCCCGAUGUUCGUCGUCCGGCAUAAGGACACCAAGUACGACGGGUCAGCGCCAGCCUUCCAGUAUGGCUACGGCGGCUUCUCAAUUGCCGUUUCUCCAUUCUGGAGCUCACCCAUCCUGACGUUCUUGCAGAAGUACGGGGCUGUCCUGGCGGUGCCUAACAUCAGAGGUGGCAGCGAGUUCGGCGAGGAGUGGCACCUGGCUGGCACGAGGGAGCGCAAGCACAAUUGCUUCGAUGACUUCAUUGCCGCAUCGGAAUACUUGGUUGAGCACAAGUACGCCGCGCGAGGAAAGAUUGCGAUCAACGGCGGAUCAAAUGGAGGUCUUCUCGUGGCUGCUUGCGUAAACCGAGCACCGGAGGGGCUCUUGGGUGCUGCGGUCGCUGAAGUGGGUGUACUUGAUCUCCUCAAGUUCGCUGAUUUCACAAUCGGUCGAGCAUGGACUUCUGACUACGGCGACCCGCAUGACCCACACGACUUCGACUUCAUAUACCCGAUAUCUCCUCUGCACAACGUUCCGACGGGCAAGGUGCUUCCUCCAACAGUGCUCCACACUGCCGACCACGACGACCGAGUGGUGCCCCUGCAUUCCUUCAAGCACGCGGCGACCUUGCAGCACACGCUGCCCAGCAACCCGCAUCCUCUGCUCAUUCGCAUCGACACGAAGGCUGGGCACGGUGCCGGAAAGUCUACCGACAAGAAGAUCAAGGAAGCGGCGGACCGCCUCGGCUUCAUAGCGCAGUCGAUGGGCCUGGAGGCAAAACGCGGUUAAGGGUGCUCUGGUUCUGUCCGUGAAAUGUGUUUUGUUGAACGGGUUUCCUGCAGACGGUUGGUUCAUCGGCUGUGAUGUGUCUGGACAUUACGAAAGUAGAUACUGAACUCUCUGACAAGAGCGAUUUUACGAUCUAAGUACUAUUCGGAGAAUAACUGCGCACGCUCGACGAUACAGCGUACCGUUAGAUGGGGUGAGUUGUGAGCGGGUCAAAAUAAGUGUGAGUUUACCGCAACACCGUUGCCUUACGGCACAGUCUGUACGGUUGAAUGUACAGCCUUCAGUUAUGCAUCGUCCAAAGGAUGUCCAGGCCAACUUUCUGAAUUUUGAGUGCUAUUUGAAUGGGGGGCGAAGCGUGGCCGGUGUUUGUGAGAAGUGUCCGAGUCAUAGA
Rhodofomes roseus is the source of this 2914-nucleotide messenger RNA. RefSeq names its product prolyl oligopeptidase. Lineage: Eukaryota; Fungi; Basidiomycota; Agaricomycetes; Polyporales; Fomitopsidaceae. The record is from RefSeq and is a predicted model, not a curated record. Gene Ontology annotation, cellular component: cytosol. The transcript is spliced from 21 exons. Gene Ontology annotation, biological process: proteolysis. Gene Ontology annotation, molecular function: serine-type endopeptidase activity; oligopeptidase activity. Bases 190 to 2523 code for a protein of 777 amino acids.